Epinephelus lanceolatus (giant grouper) is the source of this 4357-nucleotide messenger RNA. It is a transcript of the gene gfod1, whose product is annotated as glucose-fructose oxidoreductase domain containing 1. The record is from RefSeq and is a predicted model, not a curated record. Gene Ontology annotation, molecular function: nucleotide binding. NCBI's taxonomy places the organism in Eukaryota, Metazoa, Chordata, Actinopteri, Perciformes, Serranidae.
GCUUAGUAUCGCUGCUGCCGCUGCUGCUGCGGGAUCCUCCGGGGAGCGGACACAAGGCGACAGCCGUGUUCCUGCCAGCAUGCCGUCAGAUAACGCUCCUGUCCGGGUGUCUUUUAUUCCGUGUCGGUGUAUGUGAAGGGGGGGGUCCAGCUGGGAGAGGAUUUACGGCGCCAGGAAGGAGGUGCCAUGCCCUUCACUGCUUGGCGCAGUCUGUGCGCUGAUCGCUGUCAGACGUGGACGAGGUGCAGACCGGAAUGGUGCAUUUAAAUUGUUCCUUUUAACGCAGAGGAAGACAGGCCCCGGGUUGAAUCUGAUUCUGGAUUAUUUACCGAGACAUUACAUGCCCGAUCUGAGAGCGGCAGCGACGGGAGAAUGCAGCACAGCGGGUGUUUGGCUGCAGGUGGAUGGCCAACCUGACGGUCCCAGCCGCCGCGUCCCUCCCGUUCAGCCGCCGCCGCUGCUGCAGCAGCAGGUCUGGCGUCAUCCGAGGCUGUAGACCCCAAAGUGAGAACAGACCACAGGACUAGAUCACACACAUAAAGCCGAGCCAUGCUGCCAGGGGUCGGCGUGUUCGGCACCAGCCUGACCGCCAGGGUGAUCAUCCCGCUGCUGAAGAACGAGGGCUUCGCCGUGAAGGCGCUGUGGGGCCGGACGCAGGAGGAGGCGGAGGAGCUGGCCAAGGAGAUGAACGUGCCGUUUUACACCAACCGGAUCGACGACGUGCUGCUGCAUCAGGAUGUGGAUCUGGUGUGCAUCAACCUGCCGCCGCCUCUGACGCGGCAGAUCGCGGUCAAAACACUGGGUAUUGGAAAGAACGUCAUCUGUGACCGGACAGCAACGCCUCUGGAUGCCUUCCGGAUGAUGUCAGCGGCCCAGUACUACCCCAAGUUGCUGAGCAUUAUGGGGAACGUGCUACGUUUCUUACCGGCUUUCGUUCGAAUGAAGGAGCUGUUGGAGGAGGGGUACAUCGGGGAGCUUCUGGUCUGUGAGGCCCAGGUCCACAGUGGUAGUCUCCUGGGAAAGAAAUACAACUGGAGCUGCGAUGACCUGAUGGGAGGCGGCGGUCUACAUUCAGUGGGCAGUUACAUCAUCGACCUGCUUACGUUUCUGACCGGUCAGCGUGCAGCAAAAGUCCAUGGCUUCCUCAAGACCUUCGUCAAACAAACGGAUCACAUCCGGGGCAUCCGUCAGAUCACCAGCGACGAUUUCUGCACGUUCCAGAUGGUACUGGAGGGGGGCGCCUGCUGCACCGUCACACUCAACUUCAAUGUUCCAGGAGAGUUUCGGCAGGAGGUGAUUGUUGUGGGGAAGCUUGGAAGGUUAACGGUCACAGGGACUGAUCUGUAUGGACAGAAAAACAGCGGUGGCGGAGGAAACGGUGGAGGUCCUGAACUUCUGCUCAAGGACACCACGCCUCUUGAGAAGGCCUCCUUACCGGAGAAGGCCUUCAGUGACAUUCCUUCUCCGUAUCUCACCGGAACCAUCCGUAUGAUCCAGGCAGUGCGGCAAGCCUUUCAGGGCCAGGACGAUAGGCGGACGUGGGACGGGAGGCCUCUGACGAUGGCUGCUACCUUUGAGGAUUGUCUUUACGCUCUCUGCGUGGUGGAUACAAUCAAGAAAUCCAACCAGUGUGGAGAGUGGCAGAACAUUGUGGUGAUGACAGAGGAACCAGAGAUUAGCCCAGCGUAUUUAAUCAGCGAGGCCAUGCGGCGGAGUAGAAUGUCGCUCUACUGUUAACAUCCGGCUAAUGCGCUGACCCCUUUAAAAUGGCCGAACGUCGAUGGUAUGAAGGUGGCACCAGAAAGGCCUUUGUGUUGGAACUUUUACAACUUCUGUAUUGCUACUGUUACAGACUGAGAGGUUACACCACUAUGAUUCAGAUAGUUCCUGACUCCCUGCUUCAGCAGUAGAGGACAAGCAAUGUGAUCAAUAAUCAGAACUUUAUUUAUAAGGAAGCCUUUCCUGUUUUCCAUUUUGACAGAAGACUUGAGUCCUUCCAGGGAGAUGCACUUGUAAAUCAAACAACAGAGACCUAUAGUUCUACAGUGGAGGCAGAUCAGGAAGUGAACCUAAUGCUACUGUGCUCUGCUUCACCUUAAGGGUAUUGCGCCUCUCAUCUCUGCUUCUCUUCUAUGUGACUGGGUCUGGGAGACAACACCUUACACUGUGGGUCCAAAUGAGGACAGCCAAGGAAGAACGAUAGUACUCAGUUCAAACUGUGCCGCUGUAUUGUUGCUAUAGUCUGAAGUACUUGCUAGUUUUACCAAGUGAAUGUUUAAAAAAAAAUCAGUGUGCUUGCUAGCUUCAGUCUCUGUCUGUUCUGUAUGCUUUCUCUGUGUGUGUGAAACGAGAGAGAAAAGAAAUCAAUAAUUUGGCUGGUGGGUUUUCGGAGGGCUUUAACUUCUCGUUUACGUAUGCAAUAUAUCCAGACUGCAGUCUUUUAUCUUCCAGCCUGGAGUAAAGGGUUAAAAUACACUAUGGUAUGCCUUUAUGCAGUUAUAGUAGCCUGUUUGCGAGUCUUUUAUGAGUGGCCAGUGCAGUGAUAACUUUGAUGUUCUUAUUUAUUUCAUGCUUUUUCUAUUGUCCUGAAGCAUGGCCAGGAAAUACACUGAAUUCUGUGUGGCGUGUGCAUAUCUGCACCGAGCCUUAAGUGUGGGUAUUCACACAGUCUUGCACUAAGUUGCGAGUAAAUGCAGAGCAAUGCGGGGGAUUUAUCUCGACAUUGCAAUGCAGUGGGUCACACUUGCAUCAAGCUACGGUGAUUUAGGAUUUAGCAUGCUUUAUAAAGCUUCUUUAACAUGCACGGUGAAGUGCAGGUUUGUCAGUAUGCAGCACAUGCAAGUUGAGUUUGGAUCCACACCUUGUAGUCUAUUAACUGUGCAGCACAGUGUGGUUGAUAAGGGGGUAGAUGAGCAUUUCUUUCAGUUUCUGUUAGAGGUGUUAAACAUUAUGGAUGGUAUUAUUCCGUGUUCCCGUGAACAUGUCCUCUACUCUCUCUGUGGUACUCGGCCCCAAACUUUGAUUUUUAUUGAAGAUGGAAAACCUUUAAAGCUCCACCAAUCAAUAUUUUUUUAAUAACAACAGGUCGAAUGACUGUGUGAUGGGACAGGGUUCACUCCUAGUAAUCAAGCCACUGAAAAUUACAACCUGACUCUGCUGUUCCCUCCAACUUAACGUAUUGUUUAGCAUAUUUCGGCUAAUUGUUUCAGUUUUAUGGCCCACAACUUCGCUGCUUUGGUUCACUCUUACGGCCCUCAUCAACUGCUAUUUCCUUCAGAAAAAAAGAGCUUUAACUAGAGUGAAUAUUUUGGACUUUCAUUCAUCAGAUGGCCAGAAACAGUCCAAGUAAAUGCUACUGUUGCUCUGUGUUUGCCAAUUUUUGCUAUCACGCUUAAAAACACAAAUACAAGCGUUAAGUAUAAAAAAUACUAGUUUCCUAAAACAUUUUUUUAGCUAAUAUUACCCAAACAGGAGUGAACAUUUUUAGGGGCUAGUUUCAGCUGUUGAAUAAUACACAUUGAGCAUAGAGCAGAGCGAUAUGGAGAAAAUCGGAUAUCACGAUAUUUUUUCCAAAUACCUCGAUAUCUAUAUUGCGUCAAUAUUGUUAGGCUGACUAUUGGUGCUUUCAGAAAAUAUUUCCGCAAUGAGAUUUUUGAUAAAAAAUCAACAGUAAUAUGGAUGUAAUGACUAUAUCUAGUCUCAUAUUACAAUGUGGCGGCAUGGUGAUGCAGUGGUUAGCAUUGUCGCCUCACAGCAAGAGGGUUUGUGGCGGGUUUGAACCCCAGGAAUGGAUGAACCCCUCUGUGCGUAGUGUUGCUUGUUCUCCCCGUGUCAGCGUGGGUUUUAUCCGGGUGCUCCGGCUUCCUCCCACAGUCCAAAGACAUGCAGGUUAAUUGGUGACUCUAAAUUGUCCGUGAGUGCGAAUGGUUGUCUGUCUCUAUGUGUCAGCCCUGUGAUAGACUGGCGACCUGACUAGAGUGUACCCUGCCUGUCGCCCAAUGUCAGCUGGGAUAGACUCCAGAAAUCUUACAGAAAAUCCACCCACUCGUUCUGUUCUACUUCCCGUCAGUCACAUCAGAAGGCCAAAACAAACCAUCAGAGAGUAUCUGCAAAUCCAGUUUUACCUGAAGUUUGCUCUCAUUCUGUACAGGUGAAAGAACAGUGCUGACCUACAAGCCAAAAGAUUGAUUCUCUUUUUACGCAUCUCUGUUCCCCUGUGUGGUUUCAAGUUCUUAAACUGUGCUGAAAUACUAUCUAUGUAACAACUACUGAAAAUGUACAUAAUGAAAAUAUAAAACAACAAUACGCGUUUGUCUAAAGGAAUAAACAAGUACUGUAUGUAUUUUAUUUGUACAAA